This is a messenger RNA of Schistocerca gregaria, 1233 nucleotides long. RefSeq names its product odorant receptor Or2-like. NCBI's taxonomy places the organism in Eukaryota, Metazoa, Arthropoda, Insecta, Orthoptera, Acrididae. Gene Ontology annotation, molecular function: odorant binding; olfactory receptor activity. Gene Ontology annotation, cellular component: plasma membrane. The record is from RefSeq and is a predicted model, not a curated record. Gene Ontology annotation, biological process: detection of chemical stimulus involved in sensory perception of smell; sensory perception of smell. Bases 1 to 1233 code for a protein of 410 amino acids. The transcript has 5 exons.
AUGCACAGUGGACGGCGAGUGGAUAUGGAGACACCGUUCUCCUGGUCGUCCAGCGGACGAUCGGUCCUCAAGCUCAACAUACGUCACCUGUGGCUCUACGGAGUGUGGCCGUUGGGUAGUUUCCCCCUUUUCGAACUGUACGUCAUCUUCGUUUUCGCUCUGGGCGUCUGGAACUUCGUGGAAGCUUCGGUGUCCGUCUCCUUCAGCUGGCGAGAUCUUGAGGCCACAACGCUGGUGCUGACUAACACCUUCACCCUUUUCAGUGGCACCGUCAAGCUGGCCUUUUUCACGAGAGACCGGCGGCUGUACAACUCGCUGGUCCGGCGCGUCGACUCUCUGAUGUUGGUUCAAAGAGAGCCCUGCUCCAGAGAUCCUGCGCUGGAGAAGAUCGUCCAGAGGUCGCGUAGGCAAGCGUUCCGCCUCACAUUGGGCAUGCUGCUCUUCAUGGCAUCGCAAGGCCUCAUUUGGUUCCCGAUGCCACUCAUUGCUCACCCAGGAGAGAGGCGCUUACCCUUCGCACAGCACCUGUGGGACAACAACACUGCCUUCUACAAACUGUCGUACACUCUCCAGUGUGUGACAAGCUUGUGGAUGGCCGAGAUCAGCUUCGGCUUGGAUUGUCUGUUCGCAUCUAUCAUGAUACUGGUAGCCGCACAACUGGAGGUGCUCACUCUGAGGAUCAUGAAGCUAAAGGCUGCCGACAGCGGUGCAGAUGAAGGUCGCCGAUCGCUGAGCACAUCUUCUAUUGCUCGUGGGAAAAUGUACAAUGAUCUGUGCCUUUGUAUCGAAAGCCAUCAGCAAAUCCUCAGGUUCGUGAGGCACCUAAACGACACCAUGAGCCCAAUAGCAAUGACGCAGUUUGUCUUCAGUGUCCUCGUCGCAUGUGUGGCGCUAUUCCAAGCCACAUACGGCUCAGACAUCACUGGAGUUGUAAGAUGCAUCUCUUUUCUUCCCAUACCGGGAGGACAGGUUUACCUCUAUUGUUGGGCUGCUCAUCAUGUAACCGAACAGGCAGCGGCAGUUUCGAGUGCGGCGUACAGCUGCUCGUGGGUGGACGCAAGUGAGGACUUCAAGCGUGUCUUGAGGAUCCUCAUCAGUCGCGUCCAGAAGCCGCUGAUCCUCACUGCCGGACAUCUGUACCCGAUCAACAGGGAAGCCUUUCUUUCGCUGGUGAAUGCCUCCUAUACAUACAACGCACUGUUGGGUCAAAUGAACAACCGCCCUACAAACUGA